Molecule: messenger RNA, 3474 nt
Organism: Ostrea edulis (European flat oyster)
Lineage: Eukaryota; Metazoa; Mollusca; Bivalvia; Ostreida; Ostreidae
Product: protein toll-like
Exons: 4
Coding region: 1-3474 (1157 amino acids)
Biological process (GO): immune response; toll-like receptor signaling pathway
Cellular component (GO): membrane
Molecular function (GO): protein binding; transmembrane signaling receptor activity
Source: RefSeq, a predicted model, not a curated record
AUGAAUUGGACGUACAAUUUGAUAGAACCUUACCAUGCAAGCGUCGACCUACGUAACAAUGAAUUAAGACACUGGAACGAUAACUUUUUUCGUCAGUACAACCCUGACCCGAAAGAGAAUUAUUAUAACGACUUCAUUACAUACAACGUGGACAUCCGGGACAAUCCGUGGUUCUGUGACUGUAACUUGCAUGGCUUUUCAAAGCGAUUCCAGAACUCCAUCUUCAAACACGCGGAUACGAAUCUUAUUGAAGUUAAGUGCGAUGGACCACCAGAACUGAAAGGAAAAUCUAUUUUAGAAGAUGUCGAUUUGAAUGACUUAAUUUGUAAUGUGACAGAGGACUGCCCUCCGGAUUGCUUAUGUCAGGACAAACCUGAUGAUAACAUGUUUCAUGUCAUUUCAUUGUCUAUCAGAAACUACACAUCGUAUCUCAUCGAUCUUUCACUCUCCGGAAAUGGGCUUACAUCCGUUGAAAGUACUGCAAUUAAAGAAAUGAAACAAAUAACACAUUUGAACCUGGAAAACAACGAUUUGCAAAGCAUUCCGAAGGACCUUCGGUACUUAAUGCGAUACGAGUUAACAGAAUUAAAGAACAAUCCUUUCAAGUGCAGUUGCGACAUGGUUUGGAUGGCAGAGUGGAUCAAUUAUGCACCUUCAGACAACCCUAAUCGUAAUAUCCAAUGUACAUCUGACGAUGACGACGUCUACCUGAUACGUGAGGUGACGGAGAGGUUGCUGAACUGUACUUAUGACGUUGCUAUUGGGCUGACAAUCGGCUUUGCAAUCUUGCUAAGCUUAGUCAUCGUUUCGGUUAUCUGGGCCAAAAGGUGCCCCUACGAAACCAAAGUUAUCUUGUACAGAAUUUUUCGGUACCAUCCGUGGGACAAGUAUCGCGUCGACCGAGAACUUCUAGCGGAAUAUGACGCUUAUGUAUCGUUCGAUGACAACAACAUCCACAUCCGCCAGUGGGUGCUUCGAAAAUUCGUCAAACGGCUUGAGGAAGAGAAACCGUGCUAUAGGUUUUUUGUUCCCGUGCGGGACCUCAUCUUUGGUCAAGACAAAGCAGACUCCAUCAUAGAGAAUAUGGAGAAAAGUAAACGAGUGAUUGUUAUUUUAUCUGACAAAUAUGACGAGAAUGAAUGGUGUAAAUUCGAGUGUCAGAGAGCGGAAAUAUUAGAAUUAAAUAAUGGACGAAUUAUCUUUAUCAAAUAUCAUCCUGAUGCAGACGAAAUGAUAGAAAACGAACCGUGGAAGUCUCGAGUAAAAGGAAGAAAAGUGUUUUCUCCCGGAGAGAAGAAAAACGAGCGGCGGUGGUUCUGGGGCAAAAUCAAAUACGAAUUACCAGUGCGUUCUGACGGGUUUAUAAUAAAACAGGGAAGUAGAGGGGAAUAUUGCAUUGUGGCGACCGCAGUCAGCAGGGUUAAAAAAAUGGGAGACCACCUUUACAUCCCAUAUGCCAUCUUUUCAAUUUUAGCUGCAUUUGUGAGUGCAACAAACAGAUGUGACACGUGCCAGUCGACAUCUACCAUAGACCUUUCAAACUGCACUUUCCACAGCAUGUCACAAGCCAUAAAUAAAUCUUGUAAUGCUGCACGAAGUGCGCAGAUUUUGAAGCUAAACGGAAAUUUCAUCACCAAUAUUUCCAGCAGUGACUUCACAAUGCUUGAUAACACCGGCUAUUUCUGGCAACUAAAAAAACUCGAAAUAAGUAACAAUAACAUCUCUUAUAUAGCUGAAGAUGCCUUCUGGACAUUGCGCGUUCUAGAGCAUCUAAAUGUCUCAUACAACGCCAUGACAGAUUUGGACGAUUGGAUUCUUAAAGACAAGACUGCAUUAAGAACUGUUGAUUUUUCUCACAAUAAGAUAAAUUUCAUUAGUGUAGAAGCCUUUACAAGAUAUCAUUCCGCGCUGAAAGAAGUUCACCUUGCACAUAACCAACUCGUGUCCAUGGAACCCUGGGCGUAUAUUCCCCCAGCUUUGACGAAAUUUGAUGUUUCAAACAACUUUAUCGUUAACUUCACAAACAGGAUGAAUUGGACGUACAAUUUGAGAGAGCCUUACCAUGCAAGCGUCGACCUACGUAACAAUGAAUUAAGACACUGGAACGAUAACUUUUUUCGUCAGUACAACCCUGCUCCGAAAGCGGAUUAUUAUACCGACUUCGUUACAUACAACGUGGACAUCCGGGACAAUCCGUGGUUCUGUGACUGUAACUUGCAUGGCUUUUCAGAACGAUACCAGAACUCCUUCUUCAAACACGCGGAUACGAAUCUUAUUGAAGUUAAGUGCGAUGGACCACCAGAACUGAAAGGAAAAUCUAUUUUAGAAGAUGUCGAUUUGAAUGACUUAAUUUGUAAUGUGACAGAGGACUGCCCUGCUGAUUGCUUAUGUCAGGACAAACCUGAUGAUAACAUGUUUCAUGUGAUUUGUAACAACAGAAGUAAUUCAAAGUUACCGAAUACGUUACCAUAUAACAAAUACGAAAGACUGAAAUUGGAAAUGGAUAAUAAUCAAAUCAAAACAUUGUCUAUCAGAAACUACACAUCGUAUCUCAUUGAUCUUUCACUCUCCGGAAAUGGGCUUAAUUACGUUACAAGUACGGCAAUUAAAGAAAUGAAACAAAUAACACAUUUGAACCUGGAAAACAACGAUUUGCAAAGCAUUCCGAAGGACCUUCGGUACUUAAUGCGAUACGAGUUAACAGAAUUAAAGAACAAUCCUUUCAAGUGCAGUUGCGACAUGGUUUGGAUGGCAGAGUGGAUCAAUUAUGCACCUUCAGACAACCCUAAUCGUAAUAUCCAAUGUACAUCUGACGAUGACGACGUCUACCUGAUACGUGAGGUGACGGAGAGGUUGCUGAACUGUACUUAUGACGUUGCUAUUGGGCUGACAAUCGGCUUUGCAAUCUUGCUAAGCUUAGUCAUCAUUGCUGUUAUUUGGGCCAAAAGGUGCCCCUACGAAACCAAAGUUAUCUUGUACAGAAUUUUUCGGUACCAUCCGUGGGACAAGUAUCGCGUCGACCGAGAACUUCUAGCGGAAUACGACGCUUAUGUAUCGUUCGAUGACAACAACAUCCACAUCCGCCAGUGGGUGCUUCGAAAAUUCGUCAAACGGCUUGAGGAAGAGAAACCGUGCUAUAGGUUUUUUGUUCCCGUGCGGGACCUCAUCUUUGGUCAAGACAAAGCAGACUCCAUCAUAGAAAAUAUGGAGAAAAGUAAACGAGUGAUUGUCAUUUUAUCUGACAAAUAUGACGAGAAUGAAUGGUGUAAAUUCGAGUGUCAGAGAGCGGAAAUAUUAGAAUUAAAUAAUGGACGAAUUAUCUUUAUCAAAUAUCAUCCCGAGGCAGACGAGAUGAUAGAAAACGAACCGUGGAAGUCUCGAGUAAAAGGAAGAAAGGUGUUUUCUCCCGGAGAGAAGAAAAACGAGCGGCGGUGGUUCUGGGGCAAAAUCAAAUACGAAUUACCAGUGCGUUAA